Messenger RNA from Mytilus trossulus (common blue mussel), 3315 nucleotides. Its product is annotated as ankyrin repeat and KH domain-containing protein 1-like. The record is from RefSeq and is a predicted model, not a curated record. Bases 1 to 3315 code for a protein of 1104 amino acids. Gene Ontology annotation, cellular component: cytoplasm. NCBI's taxonomy places the organism in Eukaryota, Metazoa, Mollusca, Bivalvia, Mytilida, Mytilidae. The transcript is spliced from 4 exons. Gene Ontology annotation, molecular function: protein binding.
AUGACCAGCAACAGGAGACGGAGAAAUGUUGGAAACUGCAAGGUGUGCGAUGCCAAGAAAACUCAGUUUGUUGCUACAACCGGAAUUAGUGUAGACCAGAGAGGUUUGAAACAUAACAACGGCAAGAAAAUUAAAUCAAACAACAGUUAUGCACAUAGCUUAAAUAUUAAGAGUCUGUCAAAUGAAGCUUUUCCUACAACAAAUGAUAACUCGUUGUUGUCAGAAUCUGAUAUAAAGGUUAUUCGUCAACCUAACAAUAUUGAGAUCAGUUUACUAAGUGCUUGUCGAGAAGGAGAUUUAUCAAAAAUUAACAGUCUUAUUGAGAGAGGUGGUGAUAUUAACAUUACCGACAAGAAUGGAGACACGCCGAUUAGCUGGGCCUGUUUCAGUGGUAAUAUUGAUAUAGUAAACUUACUGAUAGAUAAAGGUUGUGAUAUAGAUAAACCUAACAAUGAUGGAAUGACAUCUCUAAUGCAAGCUUGUAUUGAUGGACAUAUACCGAUAGUUGCUCGUCUUAUUGAGAAAGGUGCUGACAUUAACACUACCGACAAGGAUGGAGACACGUCAUUGUCAUGGUCCUGUGAUAAUGGUAACAUUGAUAUAGUAGACUUUCUGAUAGAUAAAGGUUGUGAUAUAAAUAAACCUAACAAAGAUGGAAUGGCACCUCUAAUGAAUGCUUGUCUUUGUGGACGUCUACCGAUAGUAGUCCGUCUUAUUGAGAGAGGUGCUGACAUAAACACUACCGACAAGGAUGGAAACACUCCAUUGUUAUUGUCAUUUGAUAAUGAUAACAUUGAUAUAGUUAACUUACUGAUAGAUAAAGGUUGUGAUAUAAAUAAACCUAACAAUGCUGGAAUGACACCUCUAAUGAAAGCUUGUGUUAAUGGACGUCUACCGAUAGUAACCCGUCUUAUUGAGAUAGGUUCUGACAUUAACACUACCGACAAGAAUGGAAACACUCCAUUGUCAUUGUCCUGUGAUAAUGAUUACAUUGAUAUAGUAAACUUACUGAUAGAUAAAGGUUGUGAUAUAAAUAAACCUGGCUAUGCUGGAAUGACACCUUUAAUGGAAGCUUGUCGUCGAGGACAUCUACCGAUAGUAGUCCGUCUUAUUGAGAGAGGAGCUGACAUUAACGCUACCGACAAGUAUGGAAACACUCCAUUGUCAUUGUCCUGUUAUAAUGAUAACAUUGAUAUAGUAAACUUACUGAUAGAUAAAGGUUUUGAUAUAAAUAAACCGAACAAUGCUGGAAAUACACCUCUAAUGGAAGCUUGUCGUGGAGGACAUCCACCGAUAGAAGCUCGUCUUAUUGAGAAAGGUGCUGACAUUAACGCUACCGACAAGGAUGGAGACACACCAUUGUCAUGGGCCUGUACAUAUGGUGUCAUUGAAAUAGCAAACUUACUGAUAGAUAAAGGUUGUGAUAUAAAUAAACCUAACAAUGAUGGAAUGACACCUCUAAUGAAUGCUUGUUUUUAUGGACAUCUACCGAUAGUAGUCCGUCUUAUUGAGAUAGGUGCUGACAUUAACACUACCAACAAGGAUGGAAACACUCCAUUGUUAUUGUCCUGUGAUACUGAUAACAUUGAUAUCGUAAACUUACUGAUAGAUAAUGGUUGUGAUAUAAAUAAACCUAACAAUAAUGGAAGGACUCCUCAAAUGAAAGCUUGUCUUAAUGGAAAUCUACCAAUAGUAGUCCGUCUUGUUGAGAGAGGUGCUGACAUUAACAUUACCGACAAAAAAGGAGACACACCAUUGUCAUUGUCCUGUUAUAAUGGUAACAUUGAUAUAGUAAACUUACUGAUAGAUAAAGGUUGUGAUAUAAAUAAACCUAACAAUGAUGGAAAGACACCUUUAAUGUAUGCUUGUGAUAAAGGACAUCUACCGAUAGUUGCUCGUCUUAUUGAGAUAGGUGCUGACAUUAACACUACCGACAAGAAUGGAGACACGCCAUUGUCAUUGUCCUGUUAUAAUGGUUAUAUUGAUAUAGUAAACUUACUGAUAGAUAAUGAUUGUGAUAUAAAUAAAACUAACAUUGAUGGAAUGACACCUCUAAUGAAUGCUUGUCGUCGAGAACAUCUGCCGAUAGUAGCUCGUCUUAUUGAGAGAGGUGUUGACAUUAACACUACCGACAAGACAGGAAACACUCCAUUGUCAUUGUCCUGUAUGAAUGGUUACAUUGGUAUAGUAAACUUACUGAUAGAUAAUGGUUGUGAUAUAAAUAAACCUAGCUAUGCUGGAAUGACACCUUUAAUGGAAGCUUGUAGUGGAGGACAUCUACCGAUAGUAGUCCGUCUUAUUGAGAGAGGAGCUGACAUUAACGCUACCGACAAGUAUGGACAAACCGCACUUUCAUUGGCCUCGACAGGUGGUAACAACGAUAUAGUUAACUUACUUUUGGAUAAAGUUUCUGAUGAACUCAAAUCUAACGUUGAUAAAAAACCACAACUUACGAAGGGUACUGAAAACGAAGAUAUGGUUAUUGAGAAAGGCCUUGACAUACACACGCAAGAACUAAAUGUAGCAGACAAUCCUGAGUAUUUACUUCCUUUUGCUGGUAGUUCUGAGGAUUUUAACAAACUGCUAUCUACUGGAACAUAUGAAUCAUUUGAAAAUAGAGUUUUCCUUUGUGGAAGUUGCGCAUGUGGAAAGUCAACCCUAGCAAGUGUUCUUAUUGGUAGUACAAUACCACUUACUUGGAAAUCAACAGAUGGAUUAGUCAUACACUUUGGACGUAAUGGUAUUAACUUGGAAACUCAUGAGAUGGUUCCUUUAACAGGAGGUGUAAUAGAUCAACAUGUGUUGACAAAGGUGGUAAUCGGUAAGCCGAAUCGUGAGACAGUCAUACGUCAAAGUGUUGAUACCAACCAGGACAAGCACAUUAGGCCAUCAUCUACUGACUUGACUAAGUCAAUUCAACAGAAGUUAAAGAAAGACACAGAUUGCAGUUUCACAGUUCCUCAUUCAUCCGAUGUUUUUGUCGAGAAAUCUAAAGAUUUACCGGUUAAAAGUACUUUGACAUCCGACGAUGCAAAAGAUGUAUCAGUUAGUCUGCCUGAGAUACACAAAAUUGAAGCCUACGCUGUACGGGAAGACAUUUUGAAAGAAAUUAAGAGUGGUAAAUACAAAAUCAAGAUUGCUCCUUCUGAUUUAGUCGACUUUGGUGGUCAACGAUCGUAUGAUAUGACUCAUCAGCUAUUUGUUCAGCACGGAGGGACAUUUGUCGUGAUGUUUGAUGGUAGUAGGGAUUUUCAAGAACCACUGAAGGAAUAUCCUACGGGAGAUAUUUCUAAUAAAAGUAUGUAUAACAUUUAA